CGAGGCGGCGAGGCGACCCCCGGCUCCCUAGAAGCGGGCAACCGGGGCAGGCAGUGCAGGAGGGCGCGGAGCGGGUGGCGGUGACAGACGACGCGAACCAGCAUCCCCUCCCCCUCGCAGCGCGCCGGCGGCCUCACCAUGGAUCCCGCGGUGUCGCUGGCCGUGUGCGCGCUGCUCUUCCUGCUCUGGAUCCGCGUGAAAGGGCUGGAGUUCGUGCUUAUCCACCAGCGCUGGGUGUUCGUGUGCCUCUUUUUGCUGCCGCUGUCCCUCAUUUUCGACAUCUACUACUAUGUGCGCGCCUGGGUGGUGUUCAAGCUUAGCAGCGCGCCGCGCUUGCACGAACAGCGCGUGCGGGAUAUCCAGAAGCAGGUGCGAGAAUGGAAGGAGCAGGGCAGCAAGACCUUCAUGUGCACGGGGCGCCCCGGCUGGCUCACUGUCUCGCUCCGGGUUGGGAAGUACAAGAAGACACACAAAAAUAUCAUGAUCAACCUGAUGGACAUUCUGGAGGUGGACACGAAGAAACAGAUUGUCCGUGUGGAGCCCUUGGUGACUAUGGGUCAGGUGACUGCCCUGCUAAACUCCAUUGGCUGGACCCUGCCUGUGUUGCCCGAGCUCGAUGACCUUACAGUGGGGGGUUUGAUCAUGGGCACGGGCAUCGAGUCAUCAUCCCACAAGUAUGGUCUGUUCCAACACAUCUGCACUGCCUAUGAGCUAGUCCUGGCUGACGGCAGCUUUGUGCGAUGCACACCGACGGAGAACUCAGACCUGUUCUACGCUGUGCCCUGGUCCUGUGGGACCUUGGGCUUCCUGGUGGCAGCUGAGAUCCGCAUCAUCCCUGCCAAGAAGUUCGUCAAGCUGCGGUUUGAGCCAGUGCGAGGGCUGGAGACGAUCUGCGACAAGUUCAAGCUUGAGUCCCAGCGGCAGGAGAACCACUUUGUGGAAGGGCUGCUCUACUCCCUGGAUGAGGCUGUCAUCAUGACGGGGGUCAUGACGGACGAGGUGGAGCCCAGCAAGCUGAAUAGCAUUGGCAGUUACUACAAGCCGUGGUUCUUCAAGCACGUGGAGAACUACCUGAAGACAAACCGAGGAGGCCUGGAGUACAUCCCCUUGAGACACUACUACCACCGGCACACACGCAGCAUCUUCUGGGAGCUCCAGGAUAUCAUCCCCUUUGGCAACAACCCCAUCUUCCGCUACCUCUUUGGGUGGAUGGUGCCUCCCAAGAUCUCCCUCCUGAAGCUGACCCAGGGCGAGACCCUGCGCAAGCUGUACGAGCAGCACCACGUCGUGCAGGACAUGCUGGUGCCCAUGAAGUGCAUGGUGCAGGCCCUGCACACCUUCCACAACGACAUCCACGUCUACCCCAUCUGGCUGUGCCCAUUCAUCCUACCCAGCCAGCCGGGCCUGGUGCACCCCAAGGGAGACGAGACAGAGCUCUACGUGGAUAUUGGAGCUUAUGGGGAGCCGCGCAUAAAGCACUUCGAAGCCAGGUCCUGCAUGAGGCAGUUGGAGAAGUUCGUCCGAAGCGUGCACGGGUUCCAGAUGCUGUACGCUGACUGCUACAUGAACCGCGAGGAGUUCUGGGAGAUGUUUGAUGGCUCCCUGUACCACAAGCUGCGGGAGCAGCUCGGCUGCCAGGAUGCCUUCCCCGAGGUGUACGACAAGAUCUGCAAGGCUGCCAGGCACUGAGCAGAAGCCUACCCACAAAGAAACAGAUGUGUGGGUAGACCCGGUCCCCAGGGCCAAGAGGCAUCUUCCCUUCACUCAAGUUUGGCUGCUCUCCCAGAUCCAUACUUUCAGAAAGAAACCCCUCCGGAAGUCCCAUGCAGACAGCCCUGACAGCCUGCUCCCAGCUUCCAGGGGCUGCCCAUGGAGUGGGAAGCACCUGGGAUCUGGAGUCAGACAAACCUGAGUCCAGUUCCCAGUUCAACCACUCAUUAGCUGUGUGACUCUGGGUGAGUCACUUAACCCCUCUGGACCUGCCUCUUCAUCUGUUGACAGGGGUUAACAAUAUCUGCCUGCAGGCUGUGGUAGUUAUUGCUACUUCCCAUUCAGCAUUGCAUCUGCUUUGGAUUCAGCGGUAGCGUCCCAGAGGCUCCACGUAAGGUCACCAGGGCACAGAAUUGGCUGGAAUUAUGAAGGGAUGCCCUGGAGUUGCACUGCCAUUGCUUCAGUCAGCCAGAAUUGCUCCUCACCAGGAGAAGGAAGGAAGGUUUCUCUCCAUCCCUGUGGGGUCUUAGGAGGGCAAUAGAUGGGUGAGCAGGCCCCAGAUGUGCUGUGCCAAAGCCAGGUCCGAUCCCAAAGUUUUCUCUGCCAUCGUUGGUGAUGUCCUGCCCUAUCCCUCCUUCACUCUCAGGCUUGCAGGCCCACCCCAGCCAUCACCCAAUCUGAGAGGACCAUGUCCCUGGGAAAGACAUUUUAAGGUUGAAUCCUGUCCCAGCCUACCUCCCCAACCCCUGGGAGAAUGAGUGGUUUCUGCUCUGAAUUGGAUGCAGAGGACCUGGUCUCAUUCUUGGCUCUCCAACUUUCUAUGCCUCUUGUCACCAGAACCCACUUAGUUGUGGUGGGGGUGUGUCCACACUGCCCCGCAGAAUGGAGGGUGGAGUGGACCACACCAAGCAGGAAAAGAGUCUGCCGUUGUUAGGUUUCAUCAGGAUUCUCAACCACGGGGCUGAAAGAAGAGAGCAUCAACUUGAUUUCUCUCACCACUCAUCCUGUUUUCUCUCCCCCUGCCCCCAGCUGUAGUUAAUUUCAGUGCCUUACAAAUACUCUAAGCUCAGAGAAAAGUUAGUUCCAUUUCCGUUCCAGAGGGAAGGGAACCUCUCUAGGUCCUUCCCCACCUAGUAAAGCUUGGUUGUUCAUGCAACUCCAUCUUAAGAUCUGCUCAGCCUCAGCUAAAAACUGAGAACCUGAGAAGGAAUUGUGUCAUGUAAGGGAAACGAAUGAAGUGAGCUGUGCCAGGCAGUGACACUCUGAGAGAGAACACACGUACUGCCCCAGGAGACCUGGGUUUAGUCCCUGCUCUGUUGUUAAUGGGCUCUGCAACUGUGGACACGUCAUUUGUUCCUCUAGUGUUUGUUCAUCUAUCACAUCUACAGACAAGACCUCCCUGGGGCCCUUCUGCUAUAGUUCAUGGCUGUCUUAGACCCCCGUGGUUGUAAAACCCAUGGAAAGCCUUGUUUGUGUGAAGUCAGAGGAAAAAUAAAUGAUCCAAGUGGACACUUGGGGUGGUCUGUCAUUUAAGGGCCUUCAGCCCAAGGCCAGCUCUUCUCUCAUUUUCAGAAAGGCACAUGUCGACUUGCAGGAAUUGUCACUUUUGUCCCCUGCAGGUUGCCAGAAUCCUCAGUCAUGCUUUGAUUUGACAGAUGCUCACUCACCCCACCCAGGGCUUAGCACACUGCAGAGUAUGUUAGCGUGGUCCUAUGAGUACUGGGCACAUUCAUGGCAUUCAGAAGGCAAGAGAACCCCCUUACCCAUUUGGCCUCUGGAGGGGGUAUAGGAAAAAAAAUAAGAAACUUCGUUUUGUAGCUUGUAUGCAAAGCACGUGCAGUCUGGCAUUAGCUCUCAUAGUGGGCCCCUGUGCUUCCUGCUCGGGGUUAAACUAAUGAUCCUACUAGCUGUAGAGGAAUGGGUUAACCCAACAGACAAGGCUCCAUCAUUUCACCAGUGGGACCUCCAUCCCUAAGCCACUGAGAGAGGCACUAUUGUCCUUAGUCUUACAAACCAAAAUCCUGUCCUUCACAGACACCCGGAAGCUGGGGCUCGGAAGGGAAGGCCCUGACAUUGCACAACCUCAGGUUAAUGUUUUGCUCCAGUAAUAUCUUGCCUGGAAACUGGCUAUCUUCCAAGCAUGGUGAGCCGAGUUACCAGCUUUUUCUAGUAGCCAGUCCUGCCACUGUCCAUCCGAGUGGUGGUUCCAAAUGGAGUUGAACUGCGCACUGGGGGGGCAGUGUGUAUGGAAAGUAGAACACGCCUCCCCCCUCCAGGUCCUCAAGUUUCUUGGCUGCAUGAAGGUUUUCUGUAAAAUUAAUUAUAGCCAGUUUCUCUGGCUGAAAGGAUGCACAAUUUAAUUGGAGAUUACUAAAAGGGAAGGGAGGAGGUGGGAAUGGGUAGGUUGUGUGAUUUUUUUUUUUUCCUUGAUCACGGGGACCGAGAAGAAAGGCAUGUGUCUCCCCCAGCUGGAUAUUACAGCCACAGGCGCUGUGCCUAAUGUCCAGAACACUUCGUGUCCCUGUGGAUGUGUGGCUGCUGCUUCUGUAAAAAUAAAAAUGUGACCUGGAAAGUA
Messenger RNA from Hipposideros armiger (great roundleaf bat), 4285 nucleotides. RefSeq names its product 24-dehydrocholesterol reductase (gene DHCR24). Gene Ontology annotation, cellular component: cytoplasm; membrane. The transcript is spliced from 9 exons. The coding region runs from base 139 to 1689 and encodes 516 amino acids. The record is from RefSeq and is a predicted model, not a curated record. Gene Ontology annotation, molecular function: FAD binding; Delta24(24-1) sterol reductase activity. Gene Ontology annotation, biological process: steroid metabolic process. NCBI's taxonomy places the organism in Eukaryota, Metazoa, Chordata, Mammalia, Chiroptera, Hipposideridae.